Cladophialophora psammophila CBS 110553 is the source of this 1374-nucleotide messenger RNA. RefSeq lists its product as uncharacterized. The transcript has 4 exons. Gene Ontology annotation, biological process: aspartyl-tRNA aminoacylation. Lineage: Eukaryota; Fungi; Ascomycota; Eurotiomycetes; Chaetothyriales; Herpotrichiellaceae. Gene Ontology annotation, cellular component: cytosol; cytoplasm; aminoacyl-tRNA synthetase multienzyme complex. Gene Ontology annotation, molecular function: RNA binding; aspartate-tRNA ligase activity; ATP binding. The annotation marks the transcript as partial. The record is from RefSeq and is a predicted model, not a curated record.
GACAUGGCGACUGACGGUCACUCAAUAUCGGAUAGAGUCAGGCUGUCCAACCGCAUCCUCGAUGUGCGAACUCCAUCCACACAAGCAAUUCUCCGAGUUCAGUCGGCUGUUUGCAGGACUUUCCGGAGAUAUCUGGAUGACUGUGGCUUUCUGGGGAUUCAUACACCAAAGUUACAAGGCGGCGGAACCGAGGGUGGAGCUGACGUCUUCAAGCUCGAUUACUUUAGACGUCCGGCUUUUCUAGCUCAAAGUCCCCAGUUUGCCAAACAAAUGUGCAUCUCUGCAGACUUUCCUCGUAUCUUUGAGGCUGGUCCUGUCUUCCGCGCUGAAAACUCGAACACUCCCCGCCACAUGACCGGGUCUACCGGAUUGGACCUAGAAAUGGCCAUAGACAGGUAUUAUCAUGAGGCCAUAAACGACAUUGAUACCCUGAAACAUCACUUCCCACAUGACGACCUGGUCUGGCGGGACGAGACAGCGAGGCUCACAUUUGCGGAAGGAGUGAAGCUGCCGAAUGAAUCAGGGUGGACCGACGACGACGCAAGCCAACAAUACGAGCACAACGACCUACCCACUAGGGCCGAACGAAGACCGGGAGAGUUGGUCAAGGAGAAAUAUCACACCGAUUACUACAUUCUCGACAAGUUUCCCGUGGCGGCCCGUCCUUUCUACACCAUGCCAGAUCCCAAAGAUGACAACGUCACAAAUUCGUUCGAUUUCAUGGCUCGAGGACAAGAAAUCCUUUCUGGUGGGCAACGGAUCCACGAACACGCACUGUUGAAAGAGCGAAUGGAAAAUCUAGGCAUGAAUCCGGAUGGCCUGAAGGAAUAUGUGCAAGCUUUCGAGUGGGUAGCUCCACCUCACGCCGGGGCCGGUAUCGGCCUGGAACGUCUUGUCGCCCUUAUCCUGGAUCUGGGCAAUUUGCGCCACGCGUCGCUAUUCCCUCGCGAUCCCAAAAGCUUUCCCACCACCAAAGAACCGAACCUGCGGCAUCCUGGAGACACUACUCUGCAGCGGCCCAAGGGAUAUCUUCAGCCACUUGCGCAGCCAUCGCCCACGUCGCCACGCACGACCGGGCAAUCAUUGCCGGAAAUCCGCUCUGCGAAAACGAGCCAACUUGAAGACGUCGUUAUCGCAUUCCUGACGUGGCUCCGACGGAAGACUCGUCUUUGGCCUUUCUUUAUUCUGGUCGACAAAGAAGUGGAAGAGGUCCUCGGCGAUAAGCUGGGAUGGAAGAGUUUUACCAACGUGGCAGAGCAGCGGGCCAAUCUGGCUAACAACGAGCAUUUGACCAUUAACAGCGACGUUGACCGCAAGAUCAGGCACGCCUCGAAGGAAGCCGUGAAAGUGACUGAAUAUGGCAGUGACGUAUAG